AUGGCGAUCCAAAAGAAGCAUGGAAAAGGUCGUUUGGAUAAGUGGUAUCGGCUUGCCAAAGAGAAGGGUUACCGUGCCCGUGCUGCUUUCAAGUUGAUCCAACUGAACCAAAAGUAUGGAUUCCUUGAGAAGAGUAGGGUCUGUAUCGAUCUGUGCGCUGCGCCUGGUUCAUGGUGUCAAGUCGCCGCAGAAUACAUGCCCGCGCAAAGUCUUAUUAUCGGUGUCGAUCUUUCUCCAAUCAAGCCCAUUCCUCGAGCCAUUACUUUCCAGAGCGAUAUUACCACAGACAAGUGUCGCGCAACGAUUCGCUCGCACAUCAAACACUGGAAGGCGGAUAUUGUUCUCCACGAUGGUGCUCCCAACGUCGGUUCCGCUUGGGUGCAGGAUGCUUUCUCCCAGGCGGAGCUUGUCUUGGAAUCCCUGAGAUUGGCUACUGAUUUCCUGGCCGAGGGCGGAAACUUCGUCACCAAGGUCUUCCGGUCUAAGGACUACAACCCUCUCUUGUGGGUUUUCAAGCAGCUGUUCAACUCAGUCGAGGCUACCAAGCCUCCUUCUUCGCGAAACGUCUCCGCCGAAAUCUUCGUUGUCUGCCGUGGAUACAAGGCCCCCAAGCAUGUCGACCCGAAGUUCCUUGAUCCCAAGCACGUCUUUGCAGAGCUUCAAGACCCCACUCCCAACUACGAAGCUAAGGUCUUCAACCCCGAAAAGAAGAAGCGUAAGCGUGACGGUUACGAGGAGGGAGAUUGGACCCAGCACAAGGAGAUCCCAGUGACAGAGUUCAUCAACACUAUUGACCCCAUCUCUAUCCUGGGUGGAUACAACAAGCUCAGCUUCCAGCAACCUCCCGGUGGCGAUCUCGCUCUUUCAACUUUGGACCGUUUGGAGGACACGACAGAUGAAAUCCGGAAAUGCUGUGAGGAUUUGAAGGUCCUUGGUAAGAAGGAAUUCCGCAACCUGCUCAGGUGGCGUAUCAAGUGUCGUGAAAAGUUCGGUCUCGUCGUCAAAAAGAAGCCUACCACCGAGGAAGGCACCGGGGAAGAGGUCGCGGAAGUCGCCCCUAUGGACGAGGAGCUGCAGAUCCAAGAGGAUCUGAUCCGAAUGCGUGAGCAGCAAACCGCCAAGGGCAAGAAGGAAAGGCGCAAGGAGAAUGAGAAGAAGCGCAAAGACAUCAUCCGAAUGCAGAUGAACAUGACCGCGCCCAUGGAUAUUGGUAUGGAACAGCUUGGUAUGGGAGGCGAAGAUUCCACCUUCACCUUGAGACGUGUCGACAGAGAGAAUGCUCGCGACGCGGUUGUCAACGCUCGCGACCUUCCCGCCGAGAGCGAGAGCGAAGAAUCCGAAUCCGAAGAGGAGGAGAGCGAUGACGAAGAAGACCGCCUUGAGAGGGAGCUUGACAACAUGUACGAGCAGUACACUGGUCGCAUGGAGGAUAAGGACUCGAAGUUGCGCGCCAAGAAGACUCGCAAACAAUAUGAGGCCGACGAGUGGGAGGGCUUCUCCGACAAGGAGAAGGGCAGUGAUAAUGAAGAAGAGGAGGAAUCAGACGAAGAAACCAACCCCGCCGACGAAGCUGCUCGGGCAGAGAAGCUCUCCAACAACGCGUCCAUGUUCUUUGAUCAAGACAUCUUCCAGGGACUAGGAGAAGAGGAAGAGGAAGAGGAUGAAGAGGAAGAACAGCCCGAAGAAGAGGAUGAGGACGAGGAGAGUGACAACAUCUUCGCCAUGGACGAGGAUGACGAGGAGGAAGAAGAAGCUCCUGCGCCCAAGCAAAAGAAUAAGAAGGAUACCAAGAAGGACGCAAAGAACGCGAAGAAGAAGUCCGUCUGGGUUGAUGAAUCCGACGAUAGCGAGCCAGAAGAUGCUGAACCUCGAAAAGCCAAUGGCCAACUGGAUAUCGACAUUAUCACCGCCGAAGCCAUGGCCCUUGCACAGUCUAUGGCCACCGGAGAGAAGCGAUCAUCGGACAUUGUCGACGACGGCUUCAACCGGUUUGCAUUCCGUGAUUCCGACGGCCUUCCCGAAUGGUUCCUCGAUGACGAGGGCAAGCACAGCACGCCCGUGCGGCCCACCACCAAGGCUGCCGCCUUAGCCAUCCGCGAGAAGAUGCGUGCGAUCAACGCCCGUCCGAUCAAGAAGGUCAUGGAAGCCAAGGGACGCAAGAAGUUCAAGGCUGCUCAGAGACUCGAGAAGCUGCGCAAGAAGUCCGCACUUCUGGCAGAAGACGAUGCUCUCAGUGAGCGAGACAAGGCCGGUGCCAUCGCCAGACUGAUGAGCAGGGCUACCAAGAAGAGGCCCAAGCAAGAAGUCAAGCUUGUGGUUGCAAAGGGUCCCAACCGUGGUAUCUCUGGACGUCCCAAGGGUGUCAAGGGCAAGUACAAGAUUGUGGAUUCACGUAUGAAGAAGGAUGUUCGCGCCGAGAAGAGACUGGCGAAGAAGAAGGGCAAGAAAUAA
Penicillium olsonii is the source of this 2451-nucleotide messenger RNA. The record is from the annotation of a GenBank genome assembly. Lineage: Eukaryota; Fungi; Ascomycota; Eurotiomycetes; Eurotiales; Aspergillaceae.